This is a messenger RNA of Lodderomyces elongisporus, 462 nucleotides long. RefSeq lists its product as uncharacterized. NCBI's taxonomy places the organism in Eukaryota, Fungi, Ascomycota, Pichiomycetes, Serinales, Debaryomycetaceae. The transcript has a single exon. Bases 1 to 462 code for a protein of 153 amino acids. The record is from RefSeq and is a predicted model, not a curated record.
AUGCAAUUCUUUAAAGCUGCUUCUUUACUUGCUCUUGCCACCCAAUCUUUGGCUGCAUUAUCACAAUACAAGUUGUAUGCUUCAUCAGAGAAUAAAGAAAUCGACGGUAAGGGAUUGUACUACACUCACGAAGGAGCUGGUAUCAACUACUUUUUUAUCUCGCAAGAUGAUUCAGCAGCCGAAUUAACUUAUGAUGAUGAGAGCAACAUCAUUUACAGUCAAGUGACCCCACAAAUCAAGUUCCAAUUCACCGAGCAAAGUGAUAUCUUACAAUUGAGUGUUUUUGAGCCAGAAAAAGUUGAGAUUGAAGCUAAUGGUGAAUUAAAGUUUAAUGGAUGGGACACUUUGCAUGCUGCCAAAAACAUCAACGAUCCAUACUCAUACUCCAAGAGCUCUUAUGCUGUUGUUGUUGGUGACUCCAAGGGUGGUAUUCCAUUCAAAAUUGUUAGCAUCAAGGUUUAA